Messenger RNA from Schistocerca nitens (vagrant locust), 1064 nucleotides. RefSeq lists its product as uncharacterized. Bases 21 to 455 code for a protein of 144 amino acids. The transcript has 3 exons. Lineage: Eukaryota; Metazoa; Arthropoda; Insecta; Orthoptera; Acrididae. The record is from RefSeq and is a predicted model, not a curated record.
GGCAACAGAAAGCAACCCGCAUGUUCAGCAUGAAGUUUCGUGCUUUGCUUGUGGUCGCAGUUCUGGCGGCGCCGACUUCGGCGGUCUUCAGCAGGGAGUCGGCGUCUGACGACUCCUCAGUUACGGAGGCGCCGUGCCCGGGACCCUGUCCGGCGACGCGCGACCCCGUCUGCGCCACCUUUGACAAUCGAUACUACUACUACUCGUUCAGCAACUACUGCAUGUACCAGCAGUGCCUAUGUACUCUCAACUACCAAUUUCCCCUGGUGCCUCUGUUCCGCUGCUUCUUCAAGGUGAGAAACGUGUGUCCAGCCCGCGGCAAACUCCGCCAGCUGAGGCCAAACGAGGACGACGACGACCUGUCUUACUCACCGCAUCUGGAGGAAAACAACCUUCGGUCCACCGCGCAGGGCUACCAGACCAGCUCGGAACAGAGCGGAGAGGUUUUCGAUUGAAAGCCUGCGGCCUGCAGAAAGAUCUCUUUUUGUCAUAAAUAACAUAAGUGAAGUUAACAUUAAUAUGCAAGUACACUCAUCCGAUAGGUGAUAAGGAGCUGUUCAGUAACAUAGAAAGAAUUUCUGAUCAAACGAAGAAGAAUCAAGAUAAAUUAAAGGUCAUAUGUAGCUUUUAAUUUUACGCUUACAGGAAAAUUGUUUAGGAUAGUAAAUACAUUCGAUCUCGUAAUUUUUGUGAGUGUGUGAUUAAAUUUUCUUUACUGACAAUUAGUGGCUGGCCGGAGUGGCCGAGCUGUUCUAGGCGCCACAGUCUGGAACAGCGCGACCGCUACGGUCGCAGGUUCGAAUCCUGGCUCGGGCAUGAAUGUGUGUGAUGUCCUUAGGUUAGUUAGGUUUAAGUGGUUCUAAGUUCUAGGAGACUGAUGACCUCAGCAGUUAAGUCCCAUAGUGCUCAGAGCAAUUUGAACCAUUUGGCAAUUAGUGAUCCAUUUUACAGCAGAAAACGUUGUAAUUUUAAAGCUCCGUUGUCUCCACUAUUUGGUGCAGCCCGUUAACAAUGUGUUUUACGAAACAGUCUUAAUGAAAUGUGCAUCAAGUGAAAUAACACCC